GAACGAUGAUGGCGACACUCGCGCGAGCGCUAUCACGACUGCGAGUGCGCGCUCUGGGUGUUCCGAUUCUUCGAAAUCUAUCUCGCGGCAAUUUUUCCCGCGCCUUUAUCAGACCGAUUCGAACUUGCGGCGGGUUGGCGAACCGAUAGAUCGACGAGUCCGAGGACGAAGGAGAGCCUCCACCAGGAUGGAAAGCGAGAGGAACUCGUCUCAGGCGGAGGGCAAGUUGAAAAUUUAUUUGACGUACGGCGUCAUUCUGCUCGUUAUUUUUGCCAACGCCGCGUACAAGGCGCCGAGAGACGGCGGAAUCGCGUCGCUGAUCGCGACGUGCUUCGUUACGUUCGUGUUUGCAACGAUAUUUCUGCUCUGCGACGUAGCGUUGCGUCCGUGCCGGACGUUGGUCUCGUUGGCGGACGCGAGUCAACGGGCCGGCGGGAGUCUCGCCUCGCUGGCGAGCUGUAACUUCGCCCUGAACACGGCGUCGGCGACGACCGUCGUCAUCGGCGCGCUCUUAUUCCUGGGACUGACCGUCGCCACCCGAAGGUGCCCGCUGAACUACGUAUGGGACUUCGGACCGUACGUGUGCAUCCCGUCGAUGAUAUUCUCUUUCUGCUUACUAAGGAUGAUCGAGUUGGCCGACUGGGAAGGUGAACCGUGUCCUCUCAGCGCGAUGAAGGGCUUGGACUACGGCACGGGUAUGGCGUACAGCUACUAUUACGGCUACCUGCGAGUGAUCCUGCCGUCCACCGGCACGGCCACCAAGGGUAUCAUCGAAAAGAUUGAGAAUUUCGAGGACAACCACAACAUCACUUUUCCGGUGCACAGAAUGUUCAUCUUGAUACCGUCGUCGGGAUACAUUCCACCAGAUCUAAAAGACGCGUCGUGCCAAUGGAUGGAAAGCGCGCAAGAACUGGAAGCAGAAACGCGCAACCGGGCCGGCACCAUACGCAGAAACUAUCAUAAUAGCGCGUACAAGAUAUAUCCUGACGGACAGAAAUCGAGCAAGCCAAAAUACGUGGUGGUGGAAGGUGCGACACCUUUGUUAACGUACUAUGAAAUACAGAAACAUAAUCAUCCAGAAUCCGCGGUGUACCAACGAUACAAAAAACAGAUACAGAAGUCACUUAAGGAACGAAUUACAAAGCGUCACAUCAUUCAUAAUUUUCAAAGGAAGACUGACGAUCGCUAAUUACGCGUUAGCGCGUCCACAUUCAUGGCUUUACAUUUCUUAAACGUAAUUCCUUAAAUGUACGUGUUACGUUGCUGAAUCGUAACCUCCGAAAAUUUGCACACAAUAAGCAUAAUUGAGAAUUCGUCUUUACUCCAUUAAAGAACAUUGUCUCU
Ooceraea biroi (clonal raider ant) is the source of this 1344-nucleotide messenger RNA. It is a transcript of the gene Sting, whose product is annotated as transmembrane protein sting. Lineage: Eukaryota; Metazoa; Arthropoda; Insecta; Hymenoptera; Formicidae. The record is from RefSeq and is a predicted model, not a curated record. Gene Ontology annotation, molecular function: 2',3'-cyclic GMP-AMP binding; cyclic-di-GMP binding. Gene Ontology annotation, biological process: positive regulation of macroautophagy; innate immune response; autophagosome assembly. Gene Ontology annotation, cellular component: endoplasmic reticulum membrane; autophagosome.